AUGGUUAUAAUUUGGAUCUUGUUGCUGACUCUGUUGCAGGAGCCGUGGUCCCCGGGGCGGGCGGCGGCGGUGCCCGAGCCCCCCGGAGCCGCUCCGAGCGCCCCCCGGCCGCGCCGGGAUGCGGGGGGACGCGGCGGCGUCUACGAGCACCUCGGGGGAGCGCCCCGGCGCAGGAAGCUCUACUGUGCCACCAAGUACCACCUCCAGAUCCACCCCAGCGGCAGGAUCAACGGCACCCUGGAGAAGAACAGCGCCUUCAGUAUUCUGGAAAUUACUGCUGUGGACGUCGGGAUCGUUGCCAUCAAGGGCCUGUUCUCUGGCAGAUACCUGGCCAUGAACAAGAGGGGCAGACUUUAUGCAUCAGAGAGUUACAACUCCGAGUGUGAGUUUGUGGAGAGGAUCCACGAGCUGGGCUACAACACGUACGCGUCGCGCCUGUACCGCACCGUGCCCAGCAGGGCCGGCCCCAGGCGCAAAGCCAGCGCUGAGAGACUCUGGUAUGUCUCCAUCAAUGGCAAAGGACGACCCAGGAGGGGCUUUAAGACCCGCAGGACACAGAAAUCCUCCCUCUUUCUGCCCAGAGUGCUGGAUAACAAAGACCACGAAAUGGUGCGGCUCUUCCACRGCAGCGGGAAGCACCUGAAGGGCCCCAGCAAGAACCAGCGCAGGAGGAGGGGACACCUCUAG
Molecule: messenger RNA, 687 nt
Organism: Malurus melanocephalus (red-backed fairy wren)
Lineage: Eukaryota; Metazoa; Chordata; Aves; Passeriformes; Maluridae
Gene: FGF3
Product: fibroblast growth factor 3
Exons: 3
Coding region: 1-687 (228 amino acids)
Biological process (GO): positive regulation of protein phosphorylation; cell differentiation; regulation of cell migration
Cellular component (GO): cytoplasm
Molecular function (GO): growth factor activity; fibroblast growth factor receptor binding
Source: RefSeq, a predicted model, not a curated record